Achroia grisella is the source of this 1546-nucleotide messenger RNA. RefSeq names its product WD repeat-containing protein 18. Gene Ontology annotation, biological process: rRNA processing; DNA-templated DNA replication. The transcript has a single exon. Bases 181 to 1512 code for a protein of 443 amino acids. Gene Ontology annotation, cellular component: nuclear pre-replicative complex. Lineage: Eukaryota; Metazoa; Arthropoda; Insecta; Lepidoptera; Pyralidae. Gene Ontology annotation, molecular function: protein binding. The record is from RefSeq and is a predicted model, not a curated record.
AGCAUGACAAAGACAACCAGAAACCAAAAUAAUCCCGUAAUGACACACGUUUCUUUUUGAUUGAGCACAUUUGUUUUCUGCAACCACAUGUUAUUUUUAUUCCUACAUAUUUUUAUUGAUUAUUAUGUAAAUAAUUGUAUUUGAUUAAUGAUUUUCUUAGUAGAAACGUAAAGUGCAACAAUGUCAACUCUCCUGGAAGUAUUAGUGACUUGUGAUUCUAAUAAUCCACUAUGGACAACUUGUGUUUGGGAUCCACACACCGGUACAAAUCUCAUGACUUACAAAGGUGGCGGAACUGCUGAGAUCAGAACUCUUUCUUUGAUCGGGAACGACUAUAUAGCAGCGGUUGAGAGAACGAAACCAAUUUUACAUGUCUGGCCUCUGAAUUCCCAACAAACAGUACAGGGUAUACGUUUCAUCUUACCCGGCAAAGCGAGUGCUUUAGCUAUUACACGCGAUGGAUCUUUCAUAGCAGCCGGCAUAGAUGAAAAAAUUUAUUUAUGGCAAACAUCAUCAGGCAAUUUGUUAACCAUUAUCAACCGUCACUAUCAAAAAGUUAUAGUAAUAAAGUUUACUGCAGAUGGACGUCAUUUUGUUUCUGCGGCGGAAGAUGGAAUGGUAAUGGUAUGGUCUUUAGUUACUGUUACUGCUCAUCCAGAGGUGGAGCAUGCUAGCCAAACUGUAGCUGGCCAACAUGAUCCGGUACAUAUCUAUUCCGACCAUUCCUUACCUGUGUCAGAUUUGUACAUUAGUAAAACUGGAAUGCAUGGUCGAUUAACUACUGUAUCUUGUGAUAGAUCAUGUAAAAUAUAUGAUUUGGCUACAGGUGAGAUGCUUUUAAAUUUAGUUUUUGAUGUACCUCUAACAGCUAUCACAAUGGAUGUUUUGGAGUUGUCUGUUUUUAUUGGUACUACAGAAGGUAAAAUUUAUCAGUAUAGUCUCACAAAUCCUCCAAGAAGCCGAGAUGUACUGAUCAAUACAGAAAAUAGUUGUUCCACAUUUCAUGGCCAUACUAAGAUAGUGAACUGUUUAUCUGUAUCAUUAGAUGGUGAAACUUUGAUGUCUGGUUCUAAUGAUGAACAAGUAAUUCUAUGGCACAUACCUAGUAUGCAGCCUAUUAGAACCAUUCGCCAUAAAGGCCCUAUAACAAAUGCAGUUUUUACUGUAAAUUUGCCAGCUAUUUAUAAACAAGAAUUCACUCCAAAUAUUAUUCUGCAUAGUUUAGAAAGAACAUUAGAAAAGGAUGCUGAUGAUGUAAUAGAAAUUGAAGUACUAGUAAACAAAAAAAUAUCUUUUUGGCCAGAAAUUCAUGAGAGUGAUAUACAAUCUAGUCAUUCCAAGGAGAUUGAAAAAGAAUCCAAACAAAAAGAAUUGAUAUUGAAAGAAGAGUUAAAUAAAUUGAAGAAGAUCAAUGCUAGCCUGUAUGCAUUGUCAAUAGAAAACACGUUAAACUCUAUUCAAACUUAUAAUGUAACAAAUUCAAAUAAUAAAAAGAAAAGAAAAAGUCAUUAAAUAAAUAAAAUGUAAUAUGUAAUAUUGUUUUUUA